Phoenix dactylifera (date palm) is the source of this 2538-nucleotide messenger RNA. The record is from RefSeq and is a predicted model, not a curated record. NCBI's taxonomy places the organism in Eukaryota, Viridiplantae, Streptophyta, Magnoliopsida, Arecales, Arecaceae.
UCCAGAUACUUAGGGACCUCAAACCGCAUAAUACCGUUUCAUUUUUUCUUCAAGAAAGUUAAAACACCAUACUUUUUAGAAGUCACUAAGAAUAUCUCAGAAGUUAUCCUAUCCAGUACUGCAUCAAACAUUUAUCAUUUCUGUUCAUUUAGAUGUCACUAAUAAUAUAUUACAAGCUAUCAUUUCAAUUUGAAGAAAAACAACAUAAUAGAUGAGAAAGAAGUGCUCACCGGGUGACGGCCGCCUGCUCGUGCGGCGGAAGCCGAGAAACGAGGGAGGAGAACUGAUCCUGAGAAGGAUUCCACUGAGAGAUGUCGAUCAACCAUCUCCGCACUCCAUCCUCCAUUCGCCCACCGCACCCAAAAAUAAAAAAGAGAGAAAGAAAACGCUCGAAGACAAACCCUAGAAGAGAGAGAGCUCUCAAAUUCCCCCCAAUUGCCGGCCAAGGUGAGAGCUUUAUUUAUUUAUUUUAUUUUCGGUGAAUCACGGUAUGCUGCACCUCCAAACAAUCCCAGAUAAGUCGUUUCUCGUUUCCUGUGGACCGUUAUUUUGCAUUGGACAACUGGAAGCCCAGCUAAUUCCAAGCAUCCGCGGAGCGUGAUAAUACCGCCGGCGAUUUUUUAGAGGCUAGGGUUUCUGAUUUGUCGAAACCCUAAUCGGGAGAUUGCAAAUUUGUCCCGAUGCUGGGGAGAGCGCUUCGGAGAUAUGGGAGGAAGGUCGCCGGCGCCGGUGUUCUCGGAGGCACGAGAUUGAUGGGUUUUGCCGGAGGAUUGGAGGGGAUUCCGAGGGAGACAGCGGACGUUGUGGUUAUCGGGGCCGGGGUGGUGGGGAUCGCGGUGGCGAGAGAAUUUGCGUUGAAGGGGAGAGAUGUUUUGGUGGUGGAGGCCGCCUCUACGUUUGGGACUGGUACUAGUUCUCGGAAUAGUGAGGUGAUUCAUGCCGGGAUCUACUACCCUCCCAAAAGCCUGAAAGCAAGUCUUUGCGUAAAAGGAAAGGAAUUGCUUUACAAGUAUUGCUUUGAUCGGAGAAUCCCCCAUAAACAGACUGGCAAACUUAUAGUUGCCACUAGUGUUGCAGAAGUUCGAAAGUUGGAAGAUUUGUUGAGACGGGGGACAGAGAAUAGGGUUGAAGAUCUGCGCAUGAUGGAGGGAUCUCAAGCUAUGCAAAUGGAACCGGAACUUCAGUGUGUCAAAGCAUUGCUGUCUCCUAGUUCCGGGAUAGUUGAUUCUCACUCAUUCAUGCUUUCUUUGGUGGGGGAAGCUGAAAUUUCUAGAACUACUUUCUCUUAUAAUACUACAGUUAUCGGUGGUCAUUUUGAAGAUAAUUGCCUCCAUCUCCACAUUUCUGAGAGCAAGGACCUUGUAAAUCAUACCAAGGAUGUUCCUUUGUUGCCUCAGCUUGUAGUGAUUCCCAAGCUUGUAAUUAAUUCGGCAGGAUUGAGUGCCCUUCCUCUUGCAAAGAGAUUUCAUGGCCUUAAGCAGGGAGUUGUUCCUCCUGCUUAUUAUGCUCGUGGAUGCUACUUCACUCUCUCUAAACCUAAGUCUCCUUUCAGCCACUUAAUUUAUCCAAUGCCAGAGGAUGGUGGUCUUGGAGUGCAUGUUACACUGGAUUUGAAUGGCUUUGUCAAGUUUGGGCCAGACGUUGAAUGGAUUGAUAAUAUAGAUGAUUUAUCAAGCUUCUUGAAUAGGUUUGAUUACUCAGUCAACUCUGAUCGUUCAGGUAGAUUCUAUCCAGAAAUCAGGAAGUAUUUUCCUAAUUUAAAAGAUGGAUCUCUGGAACCUGGAUAUUCUGGGAUUCGACCAAAGCUUUCAGGUCCAAGACAACCUCCUUGGGAUUUUGUUAUUCAGCAGGGGGAGGACAUUCAUGGUGUUCCUGGACUCAUUAAUUUGUUCGGAAUAGAGUCACCUGGCCUAACAUCCAGCUUAGCAAUUGCAGAAUACAUUGCAGCAAGGUGUUCAAGAUGACAUUUACCUCUUGGAGUUCUAUCAUGGUCAGGUCUUGCUGCUAAAUUCCAUUUAGCCCUAUGAGAAUCAUAACUAAUGGUUCAAACUAUAUGGAGUAUUUCCAUUUGGUGCCUGUCUCUUUUCCAAGAUACGCUUAAGCUUUUUUCAAGAUAUAUUUGUUCUAUAACCAUAUCUAUUUAUAGAGGGUUCAAAGGGGAGUUGAUGAGGGCACUGAGGAACCUUUGUACUAUAAAGGGCAUGGAAGAGGCAGCGCCACUUUUGUUUAUAAGUUUAUGUACAAAUCUAAACGAACCAUGAUCAAACUAUUUUCAGUUCGUUAGGAUGGAGAAUUAGCUCCAAUCAUGGCCGUAAGGCUAAUUUUGAUGGUUGGCAUGGAAAGAUUGGUAAUGUAUGGUACACUGUCUUUCACUAGGGUGGCAAAUUAGUGGCAUGGGAAGAUUGGUGUAGGUUUAAGGCAGGCUUCAAAUAUUCAGAUUACCAUUUCACAUGUCCAAAGGGCAUCCUAAAGCAUGUGUUUAUGUCAAAUCAUCUUCAUCAAAUUCUACAGCGAAAAUGUUUUGCUUCCAUUUCAGAG